AUGUGUGCAAAUAAACAUGGGGCAAAUCAACCAAUUUUCACUCCAGCAUCUCCAACACUUCAAGAUCAGCCAUACGCCAAGCAGCUUCCUCAAGGAUUAUGGACGACUGGUCUUUGCGAUUGUUGCGAUGAUCCUUUUAUAUGUUUGCAGGCCUCCGUCUGUCCGUGCAUCACCUUUGGUCAGAAUUCGGAGAUUAUUAACAGAGGCACGACAACAUGUUUACGAUCAACUAUGAUACAUAUAGCGAUGGGAGUAGUUCUUUGUGGGUGGCUAUACGGAUGCGCAAACCGAUCAAGAUUGAGAGAACAUUUUGCUUUGCCAGAAGAACCAUGCCCAGAUUACUGCACUCAUAUCUUCUGCUUGCCUUGGGCCCUUUCUCAAGAGCAUCGAGAACUCAAAAACCGCGACGCUGAUCCUUCUUUGGGUUGGCAAGGCAACGUUGAGAAAUGGUCCAAGGAAAAAACCACUCCCCCAAUUGUUGUACCAGGCAUGACCCGUUAG
Carica papaya (papaya) is the source of this 501-nucleotide messenger RNA. RefSeq names its product PLAC8 family protein. NCBI's taxonomy places the organism in Eukaryota, Viridiplantae, Streptophyta, Magnoliopsida, Brassicales, Caricaceae. The record is from RefSeq and is a predicted model, not a curated record.